ACACUACCCGGACGGAAGUACUGGUGCACAUUACACCACAAACAACACUGAAUGGCGAGCUAAACGUUCAAUGUGGGAGCACGUUGGGGGGCUCGUUUAAGUCCGUCGUGUUACUGGGAGUCUCGAUAAGCCGAGAGCCAUGCCUACCGUGGUCCUAAUGGACGUGUCUCUGUCCAUGACACGGCCAGUGUCACAGGAUGGCAGCGAAGAGUUUCAGAGGAAGAACCUGGCUGUCCACGGACUCAAUAUGUUGUUCGAACACAUGGCCUCAAACUACCGCCUGGAGUUCACGGCACUGAUGGCUUUCUCUUCCCUCUAUGAGCUCUUGGUGCCUUUCACCAGGGAUUACAAUGCAUUACAGGAGGCUCUCAGCAGCCUGGAAGACUAUGACAAAACCUGUGUUGAAUCAGCUCUUAAUGGAGUUAAUAACUUCGUUCAGCAGGAGUGGGGCAGUGCCUGUCCCUGUCAGGUGGUGCUGGUUACUGAUGGAUCUCUUGGUAUCGGAAAGGGUUCCCUACGUCACUCCCUCCAAACACUGAAGCAGCGUGGGGAGGACAAGAAGUUCCCACUUCCGUUCCCUUUCCCUACCAAACUGUUCAUCAUGUGUGUAGCCAAUGCAGAGGAGUUACAGAUGACGGAUGCCAUGGACAACCUGGAGGAGCUUCUUCGUCUCAGUGGAGGAGACGGACAGAUCUUUACUAUGGAGGGGCCACUUUGCAUGAAGAGUGUACAGGGCAUGUUUGGGAGGCUGAUUGAUUACGCGUACUCUCCCUUCCAUGCGGUCCUGCACUGUGGGAAUCUUUCCUCCGACGUUCAGGUCUUUCCUCGGCCUGAGCCUGUCGUCAUAGAUGAAGAAGUGGAGCCGAUGCCCAAAACAGUCAGCACAGAUUUGGAAAUUGUGGGCUUCAUUGAAAUCGCUGACAUUUCCAGUCCUCCUGUCAUAUCCAGACACUUGGUGCUACCUAUUGCUGUAAACAAAGAUGUGGAUGAAGUCGGCACAGGAACCACAGAUGAGCUUGAGGAGGAACCUUCUGCCAGUCAAAUGGCAGGCAAAAGUCCUAACUUCUGUGUACUUCUACAUGGAAGUCUGAAAGUUGAGGGCAUGGUGGCGCUGGUCCAGUUGGGGCCAGAAUGGUACGGUAUGCUGUACUCACAAGCAGACAGCAAGAAGAAGUCAAACCUGAUGAUGUCUCUGUUUGAGCCUGGUCCAGAGCCUCUGCCUUGGCUGGGCAAGAUUUCAUAUUUGGGACCAAUUUCAGAGGCAGCUGAAAAUCCCUAUGGGGAGGAUGACAGUAAAAGUCCUUUCCCAGUGCAACCACAGGUCAAGCGAAGCUAUGCCCAGAAUGUCACUGUGUGGAUUAAGGCCAGUGGAUUACAGACUGAUGUCCAAAAGAUUCUGAGGAACGCAAGGAAAUUACCAGAUAAAACUCAGACCUUCUAUAAGGAGCUGAACCGUCUGCGGAAGGCUGCGUUGGCAUUCGGUUUCUGGGAGCUCCUGAAGGGUGUGGCCGAUCUGCUGGAGAGAGAGUGCACACUGCUGCCAGACUCAGCUCAUCCUGAUGCUGCUUUCCAGCUUUCCCACGCUGCCCAGCAGCUCAAACUAGCUAGCACUGGUGACUCUCAGUAUGCUGCUUUUGAUCACAACAUUGUUCCCAUGCACACCGACUUCUCAAGCUGAGUUUGUAUGAACGGACCGAAAUACAGAAGCUCCAGCCUGUGUGGACCGAUGUGGGACAGAAUCUGGUGUUUCCCAAAUGUUGUGUAAAGAAGUCAUCGAAGGGGGACACUUCAAGAACUUUUUUGAGGACACGAGUCAGAUGAAUAACUGAAAAUGUUAGCGUGUACAUAAUUUUUUUUUUACAUUUUCCUUUGUAGGAUGUUUUUCACAGAUUGACCAGAUUCAAAUUUCAUUUUUAUUCAGUGUCAAAUAACCGCCACAUUUACAGGAAACGUGGGAAACAGCUGGUAAUGUUGGCAUUUAAAAUUCAAGUGACUUUCAAAGUAACACAGAGGAAGAGCGAUACACAUGAAUAUUGCUAAUAAAAGGUUAUUGAGCAUAUGAGACACAAAAUGCUUUCUGUAUUUUAGCAGUCACCAGUCUGUGUCUCCCAGAGCUUUGUGGGACGGUUCAGAAAUCUGAAAUAAUAAUUAUUUGUUAAGUA
This is a messenger RNA of Stegastes partitus (bicolor damselfish), 2162 nucleotides long. RefSeq names its product integrator complex subunit 14 (gene ints14). Gene Ontology annotation, cellular component: integrator complex. Lineage: Eukaryota; Metazoa; Chordata; Actinopteri; Pomacentridae. The transcript is spliced from 12 exons. Bases 140 to 1678 code for a protein of 512 amino acids. The record is from RefSeq and is a predicted model, not a curated record. Gene Ontology annotation, biological process: snRNA 3'-end processing.